AAUGAUGUUUAGAUCUACCAGCGAUAAAAUGAUGCCACAGGAUAAAGAAAAUACACAGAUAUCAAUCCAUCAUAAGAUGCUGGUUGGAAUUUUUCAGGAAAUAAAACAUUGUUAAAAAAAACAUAUGACAGAUUCAAACUUCUGACUGGUCAAUGAGGUGUGAAAUUUACGGCUGGACAUUGAGUCAUUCUGCAAAGCAGGAAACAGGAGAGGUAUAUAAGCAUAACAUCAUCCAUUGAUUUCCAUAACCUCUUUGAAGCUACAAAGAAGGUACUUCCAGUCUUCCUUGAAAUAAUAAGAGAUGAUUGUGCUCCUUGUGUCGCUGAGUCUUGCUGCUCUUCUGGAACAGCCAGCUUCAAGAGCACAUGCACUUGGGGUUGGACCAGCUGAGCAAAAGCAAAUUCUUGACAAGCACAAUGCCCUGCGGAGAGAAGUGAAGCCAACUGCAAGCAACAUGCUCAAGAUGGAAUGGAGUCCUGAUGCGACAGCGAAUGCCGAACGCUGGGCAAAGAAAUGUCUUUUAGGCCACAGCCCACAAGACCAAAGAAUUGUUGAUGGCUUUCCAUGCGGUGAAAAUAUAUUUGCAUCAUCUCAGCCAACUUCAUGGAAUGACGUGAUUCAAGAUUGGUACGACGAGGUGGAAGAUUUCCAGUACGGUGUUGGAGCAGUCCGUCCAGGGGCCGUAACUGGUCAUUACACUCAGGUGGUUUGGUACAGGUCUUACAAAAUUGGUUGUUAUGCUGCCCACUGCCCUGAAAACCGCCUGAAAUACCUCUACUUUUGCCAGUACUGUCCUGCAGGGAACCUACAAGGCUCACUUGAAACCCCAUAUAAGUCUGGACCACCUUGCGAGGACUGCCCUAAUGCUUGUGACAACGGAUUAUGCACCAAUCCUUGCAAAUAUACAGAUAUCGGCACCAACUGCCCUGAAUUAGCGGAGUCAUACGGAUGUAAGAAUCAAAACAUACUGAGAGACUGCCCUGCUUCUUGCCUGUGUACCAAUGAAAUAAAAUAG
Messenger RNA from Lacerta agilis (Sand lizard), 1015 nucleotides. RefSeq names its product cysteine-rich venom protein-like. The coding region runs from base 302 to 1015 and encodes 237 amino acids. NCBI's taxonomy places the organism in Eukaryota, Metazoa, Chordata, Lepidosauria, Squamata, Lacertidae. Gene Ontology annotation, cellular component: extracellular region. The record is from RefSeq and is a predicted model, not a curated record. The transcript has 8 exons.